GCCGGUUUGUAGCGACGACGUCAUUUCCGGUCGCCACUGUCACUAAUGUCCAAAGGAAGCAAGCUAACCGAGUGUUUAUGCUACACACCGUGGUUUUGAAGCGAAUUAGCUCUAUUUUGACAUUUUCAACGACUUUCUAGGUUUGCGUGUGUGGCAUAAACCUUACAGUCGGAUUAACUGCGGGAUUUUCCUUUGAAAAGACAGGACUCACAGAUAAAGGUAGAACACGUUGUCCAACGGCAGACUAACGGCUGCAUAAAAGUGGGUCGCCACUUCCGGAAGAAAACGACUCUCACUUCACUCCACUCAGGAUGCCAUGCCACAAUCAGCAAGUGAACAAUGUCAACACCGGCCAGGAGCACCCCAUGAAGCAAGUCCGCUUUGCGAGCAGCAAUGUGGCUACAGAGCUAAGUGAUGCUGACAGCAGCAGACCGCCACUAGACCAAGACCCGCUGGGGCCGCAACUGAAACUGCUUCCUCUCAACGACCAGAUCCGAGAACUACAGACAAUAAUUCGAGACAAGACUACCAGCAGAGGAGAUUUUGUGUUUUGUGCUGACCGACUGAUCAGACUGGUCGUGGAAGAAGGCUUGAAUCAACUGCCCUACUCAGAGUGCACUGUGACCACACCAACAGGCUACAAGUACGAAGGAGUUAAGUUUGAGAGAGGCAACUGCGGCGUCAGCAUAAUGAGGAGUGGUGAGGCCAUGGAGCAAGGUCUGCGGGAUUGCUGCCGCUCCAUUCGCAUCGGCAAAAUCCUCAUCCAAAGCGACGAGGAGACCCAGAAAGCCAAGGUCUACUACGCCAAGUUCCCCCCGGAUAUUUACAGAAGAAAAGUGCUGCUCAUGUACCCCAUCCUCAGUACAGGGAACACUGUGAUUGAAGCAGUGAAGGUGCUGAUUGAGCAUGGAGUCCAGCCCAGACAUAUUAUCCUCCUCAGCCUCUUCUCCACACCUCACGGUGCCAAAUCUAUAAUCAAUGAGUUCCCAGACAUCACCAUACUGACCACAGAAGUUCACCCAGUGGCUCCAACACAUUUUGGACAAAGGUAUUUCGGCACUGACUAAACCAGGACAACCCCAGGAAAUGCAUCUUGUAAUUGUUGUUGUUUUGUAAUUUGUUUGCUUUAUUUAAAAUAAUAAUAAUAAUAAAAAGUUCUUUGUUGUGCCAAAUAAAAAACAUGUCUCAAAAUGUAAACCAUAUUUAUUCUGUUGAUUUUUCUUCUUCUGCUGUGUAUGGAAACAAACAACGAUGAGCCAUGUAAGAUCAUUUUAUUUUGCAUGUUGGAAGUGAGGAUUUGUAUUCAAAUGGAAAGUAUUUACGGACAAAAGGAAACACCACAACCACAUACAGUACGCCAAAGAUUGUUUUCACCUGAACCACACUUGCGUUUAUUGUCUCAUGUGUGUGGUGCAUACAGGAUGUAUCGCUUCACCUGGAGCAGAAUACACACACAGCAGUUGAGUCUGUACAUUUUUACAAUAAAGGACAUGAAAGAGUG
Messenger RNA from Nerophis lumbriciformis (worm pipefish), 1501 nucleotides. RefSeq names its product uracil phosphoribosyltransferase (FUR1) homolog (S. cerevisiae) (gene uprt). The record is from RefSeq and is a predicted model, not a curated record. Lineage: Eukaryota; Metazoa; Chordata; Actinopteri; Syngnathiformes; Syngnathidae.